Molecule: messenger RNA, 1194 nt
Organism: Colletotrichum siamense
Lineage: Eukaryota; Fungi; Ascomycota; Sordariomycetes; Glomerellales; Glomerellaceae
Exons: 1
Coding region: 1-1194 (397 amino acids)
Source: RefSeq, a predicted model, not a curated record
AUGGCGACGACAACAUCACCGCCUAUGCCCAACAUCGGCGGCCUGCUGGCUCCCAUCUUGCCCGCCUUGCCUCCUGCCUCUAUCUCCACACAGCCGGCCAUCGGCGUCUUGCCGCUGCUUAGCCCAAUCCUGAGGCAAAGAGUUCAGCUCCUCUCAGAGUCUAGCACUGAACCCUGGAUUCGCCUGCUUGCCUACGACACAGACAAGGCAGCAAGACUGAGCGAGAUUGUCCAGAGCGGUAGACUAGAACCCCAUCCUGUAUCAGGCGAGGUCGAGGUGGACUGGGAGUACGAUGCGAAGACGCGAUACAGGCGACUCGACUUGGAGACGCUGCAGGCGCUCGUUGUACUCGAGGAGCUCGAACUGUCGUUUCGUCUCAUCUACUGCGUCGGCGACAAGGACGGCGGCGGUGACGGUUGGAGAGUCGGCGAGGUCAGCGUCGUCGACAAGAAUGCUCCAUUCGGCGACUUCGGUGGCUACUCGACCAUCGCGGAGGCUGAGAAGGCCCACGCAGACGACAAGGCAUCGAAGACGAGCAGCUCUAAAACCCCAGCUGCAAGCUUUGACGCUGCCGAGGCCGACGAGGAUGAGGAUGACGGCUACUGGGACCGAUAUGACGCGACGCCUGCUCGUACGCCUGCCAACCGAACGCCAGCAGUCAAGCGCUCGCCUGCACCACACGCAUCGCAAGCGUCGCAGCUCGGUGCGUUCCGUACAGAUUCGGCAGAGGAUGCCUACUAUGCGCAAUACGAUUCUGUGCAGCCGGCGAUGGAUGCUCACGAUCCCGAUGAGGAGGUUGAGGGCUUCGAUGUCGCACCGCCUUUGGGUCUGGGUACCGUCGUCAGCCAAGAUAUCUCGGAGGCAGGACUUACCGAAACCAACGGCUCUUGGACGAUGGCUGAGCCGCCGCGUUCGCCCUCCAUCCACAGCCAAGACGAGGACCGGGCGGCCGUACUUCUCCACCCCCGCCCGGCAUCAAGCGCCAGCAGUAACGGAAGCCGCAUGGUCGAGAAGCUCGAGGAGACCGCCGAGAAGCAAGGCGCGAAUGAGUUCGGCGUAAAGCAGCACGUGUCAAGAAGCCUUCGCAGCCUCUUCCUGUUGGCACGCUCGUCUGGCAUUGACAGGGAGGAGUUUGAGCGGCUCGUGAAGACCGAGCUGGAUGUCCUCGGCAUGAUUGAGGAUGAGGAGGAGUGA